AGCUUCAAGAUUAGGGUUUAGGGUUUGCUUCCCAGGACUUGAAAAAUUAGGGUUCCCCUCGCAGUCAACGUGGUCGUCGAUGAGGUAUGUGCAUCAGAUGCUUAAGGCAUUGUGCAGCAGAAGCUGGCGCCCCUUUUACUCGUCUGGUUUACUUCGCAGGAGCUGCAUUCCUGUCCCUGUAGGCAUUCUGCAAACUCCAUCGAAUCUGCUCCACGGUUACAUAACUGAAGAUUUCCAAUCUGCAAGAAAGGGAACCUCAUUGGUGGUUUCGGCAAGCCGCAAGACCUAUCUUUGGUCCGGAUUCUGCAAUCUACUGCCAUUUACUGUUUUAGCAUUCUGUGAACAUGGCAGCCGCAGGAGCGCUGGCGAAGAAGGGCAUGCUGGGCCUUUGGUCGGCAACAAAGAGUGGAGUCAGCGCAGUGACUGAGGCCACCAAGAAAACUAGAGAUGCUUACAAUACCUAUCAGGAGAAAGAUGUCCUGGCUGGCCUGAAGAAGUCCGGCGUGGAGCCUGUGGAUUUGCUGGUGGCAUCGUUGCAGAAAUUCUUUUACCUGAGUGCUGCUGGAUACAAGCACGAGUUGGUGGCGGCAGCCCAGGCUGCUGCCUCUCGGCUGCUGGCAGAAGGCAGCAGUGUCCAGCUGGACACGGUCUUGAUUGCGGGCAGAAUCCUGGAGGAGGAGACGCUCAAGCGGGGCAGCUUUGAGAAGAGUGGCUUCAAGGCCAAGUUGAACGAGCUUUUGAAGACUGGGCGCGCAUCCAAAGAGCACUAUGACCGGGAUCAGCUGGCACACGACGUGUAUUACGCCCUGCUGCUGAUGAGUGAGGUGGCAGGAGCGAAGGGUGCACAGCUGGCCCACGCGGUGCGCGCCUGCGCCCUCCGCCUGGUGGAGAGCCCCACUCCGUUCGCUCCCGCCGCCUCAGGCAUCUCCAUCCCCUCUUUUGACAAGUCGACCUCAGCGGCAGGCGAUGCAGCGGCCGCGGCAAUCGCGGCAGUCAACGUCUCUGCCCACUCUGCUCCCCCGAGCGCCCCAGCCAUGAGUGGCGCCAUCGCUCAUGGUGGACUUCCAGAGACAGUCACUCCGACGGACGAGCAAGCAGAUCCCCUCAGGUACAAGCUCGUGAAAGCAAUCUACAUGGUGGCUUCGGUUUUGAGGAAGGAGGCCGAAGCUGCAGAGGAGAGGCGAGCGAAGAAAUUGAGAGAUGCAGAAGAGCUGCUGCGAAAAGAGCAAGCAAGGAUGCAUGGCGGCAUAUAACUCUUUCGAAGCAAGUUGCUGCCCCCUCUUGACAAUUAUUAGUAAGGUCAUUUUCAGAGGCUCUGUCAAAUAGAUUCCAACAAUAUUCGGCCGGAUAAGUACGAAGUAAAGACAGCUUGCUUUGGUAAGUCCGAGCUGGUUGUUAGGUAGAGAUCAUCUUUCUGGCACAGCCAAAAACGUUUACAGGGUGUACACAGCGAACACAAAUCUAAGCAAAUGGGAUAAUACUGCAACUCUUUUCGAAAGGUGCCAAGACGUUGAGCCAUAUGCAAGCUAGGUCGAAAAGGACGACACGAUGUGGCCGCCCGGUCGGAUGCGCCUUAUUGCGAGCCGAAAGUGGAAAACCAAUGAUGCGAC
This is a messenger RNA of Klebsormidium nitens, 1610 nucleotides long. NCBI's taxonomy places the organism in Eukaryota, Viridiplantae, Streptophyta, Klebsormidiophyceae, Klebsormidiales, Klebsormidiaceae. The record is from the annotation of a GenBank genome assembly.